Bombyx mandarina (wild silkworm) is the source of this 3024-nucleotide messenger RNA. RefSeq lists its product as uncharacterized. NCBI's taxonomy places the organism in Eukaryota, Metazoa, Arthropoda, Insecta, Lepidoptera, Bombycidae. The record is from RefSeq and is a predicted model, not a curated record.
AUGACCUUGCGCACUCCACGCCGCCGUAUCUCGCCACGUACCAAGCACAGGUACCGCGUCAUAAGGAAUUUCUUUCGACGUGCAUUGGGUACUUCAUCACAACCAUCCAUAAAGAUAAGCUCCAGUAUCGCGAUCAACGUCACCGACUUGAGACAUAGAUUGGGUGGCAUCCAAAAUCAAUUGAAUGAAGCGACCAGACAUUGCCAAGAUAUUAGCUACUUAGAGAAUAUCUCAAAGCCUUCUAGUAACGUGACUGAGCUCAAACAAGUACCUUCAUCUUCAAAACAUCAGAUAGAACAAAGUGUACAGGGACAAUAUAACGAAAGCGAAGCUAAAGUACUCUACAAAACAUCGGAGAAUAACUUUCCGAGUUCAGAUCCAAGUGAUCAGACGCCCAAAAGUCAGGAUCAUGAUGACAAUAACCGUUGCACUGAAGUGUCGCGUGUAGAUAGCAAAACAUCGCGCACGAAGAAAAAAAAGAAUAAAUUAAAGUAUACAGUAGUGCCUGAUGAAUCAGUUUUACGAAGUCAUAAAACGAAAUCUGCCCUCGAAAACGUUGUGGCAACUAAUUCUACUGAUAGCUACGAGUCGACUGCCGGUCACAGGAUGGCCCAACGUGCACACGCGGGAGACUGCAACCGUCAACACCAUAGAGCAAAUAUAGACCACGCUUACAAAGGCAGAUCAGAAUCCUUGCAUGAACGAAAAGAGAAAGGACAUCAUAGACAAAAAAUCAUGAAUAACAACCGUGACUUGGAUAAUGAAUUUAUAGCAGAUAUAAUUAGGAGACAAUACAAACCUGUUAAAUUGUUUGGCAGAAAAGAAUCGGAUUUCAGCCAACUAUCCGCGCCUGUGUGCCGAGACCAAGAAUAUUCAUAUAACAAUUAUUUUGGUGACUGCAGUGAGCUGUGCUCGUGUUGCUACGAUUCAAACAGAUCUAAAUACAAAAGACAUAUCGACUUGUCUGACAUGAGAAGUAUUUGCGACACAAGAUUGUACAGUUCCAAUAAAGCUAAAAUCAAAACUCGCAGGAGAUAUAUGGAAGCUCAAAAUGAUUCCGAACUCUACGACUUGAUACCGGUAAAAGAGAAAUCUAGCCCCAAAUCGAGGAGGAAGUUUGCUGAAGAUAACAUCAGGUAUCAUUAUUAUAAAGAAGUACCUCCGUCGCCUAGAACGCAUAGACCUCAAUUAAAUCUUAAGGCGCAACAUUACGAAGAUUACUUUUAUCAUCACCAAAGAAAAUCUAGAUCACCAAACAGACACGAGAGAAAUGUAAAAGAAAUUUUUGAAAGUGAUCUUUCUUCUGAAACGCCACAGGCUAUAGAGAGUGGCCGUCGUCAAAUGAAAACUACAAAUAUGGCUAAUGCGCCAGAACACUCUAGGAACGAAAGUGGAACAUUAAAUAGCCGACCAAAUACAUACAUAGAGGAUCAAACAUGUCACGAAACACAUUUAAACAAAACACAAGACACCGACAUGUCCACAGACAAAACGGACAGAGCAUUAUGCGAAAUUAAGGAUAUCUUACAGAGUUUUCUGCAAGAAAUCAAAAAAGAAGCUACGGUAUCGCAAUGCGAGAAGUCGGACGUCACAAGUAAAGCAGCCGGCAAUGUGCCUAAUAAUAUACAACUAAAUAGCACUAACGCCAGUAUGCUACCAAACAGCGGGCCAAGCUUCAACUACAGCAAUCAAGCAAACAUCCCUCCGUACAUUCCGGCUUUUACCAAUCCGUGCUGCUACCCAAUACUGCCGGUGUGCCCAAUGAAUUGCAUACAGAAUGGAUACGUCGUGCCGUCGCCAAGUUACACAUGCGCUAACUGCACUAAAGAUGAAAAACCAAAAAUUUCAAAUAGCAAAGUUUGCAGUUCUGAAACGGAAGAGCUUAUUAAAGAAAUAUAUAAGCAUGUACUGGAGACACCUGGUAGUAGAAAAAAGGAGACAUCAAGAGACGAAAACAAAAGAAUUCUGACGUCCAGAAGUGUUGGAGGUAGUAUGCGCACCUCUAAGCGCGACGUCAAAAUCGGGACGCCUAAAUUGAAGUGUUAUUCAAAGAGUUGCGAAGCUAUUACGCCGAGAAUGGCAGGCAACUAUUACGAUGGAACGUACGCGAGUUAUUCAGACACAUUGCUAGAAAGAUUGAGUAUAGAACCGACGCCAAGCGAAACAGUUUCAGAAACUGAUUUUACAAUGGAAUCUAUGUCCACUGAAAAGGGUAAACGUAAUAAAUUCGCGAAAGUACUACGAUCGUUCGGACUCUUCAGAAAGAAAAAAGACGUUAUAGAGGAACUGAGCGAGAGUGAAAGUACUGUGGAAGUGGAUGUCAAACCGAAGUCACCGCCUUUCAGACAAAACAUCACUAACUACGCAAUGUACGAGCAGGAAUACCACCACCGACCUCCGAUUCCUCCGCAUCCUUAUCACGAGUAUCCAGAAUACCGACCGCCUUUUCAACAAAACGUACCACCAACACAAGAUCCAUAUCACCCUCACUCUUAUUCGCAUAUGCCAUACGAUCCCACCUACCCUCCGCAUCCUCAAUACCUAAGACCAGGAAUGCCAAUGCCACGAAGUCGGUCGUUCGAUCAUCACGUACCUAAUGUGCCGCUCUGCCUAAAAGAGAUCGAAGUUAAAAGCACAGCGACGCAGAGCGAAAGGAAAAUGUCAUUCUUCGAGAGAAUGAAGACCAAAAUGCAAAUGGAACAAGCGCGCAGAGACGAAUAUCAAAGGAACUGUUCAACUCAGACCAAACAAAAUUCAACCGAAAAUCAAACAAAACCGGGUUUGUUUAACUGGAAGAAUGUCCAACCGAAGCCUCUCAAUAAAGAUCCGCUUGCGUUUUCCUACUUGAAACAGAAGCAACUAGCUGAAGGAGAUGUAAAGAUGAGAAAUGCACUACUCAAGAAGUUAUUUUACAAAAGAAAUCCAUUUUCUCCAAGGAACUUGAUAGUGAGGACUCUGCUCGGUAAAGACAAGUCGAGUUACGGGGAACCGCCAGCUAUAUACCGGCCAAAGUUGUUCUUGUGA